Molecule: messenger RNA, 1269 nt
Organism: Pipra filicauda (Wire-tailed manakin)
Lineage: Eukaryota; Metazoa; Chordata; Aves; Passeriformes; Pipridae
Gene: SARNP
Product: SAP domain containing ribonucleoprotein
Exons: 12
Coding region: 22-681 (219 amino acids)
Biological process (GO): poly(A)+ mRNA export from nucleus
Cellular component (GO): nucleus
Source: RefSeq, a predicted model, not a curated record
CCGGUUUGAGCGCCCGCCGCCAUGGAGGGCGGCCACACCCGCUCCCUCGGGGAUUGGACCCCAGCGCAGGCCGGAACCCCUGAGCUGGCAGAGCUGAAGCAGGAAUGCCUGGCCAGGGGGCUGGAGGCCAAAGGCAACAAGCAGGACCUCAUCAACCGGCUCCAGGCCUACCUGGAGGAGCACGCUGAAGAAGAAGCCAACGAGGAGGAUGUGCUGGCAGAGGAGAUAGAGGAGGAAGAGCCGAAGCCGGCGGAGCCGCCCGUGAAGGUGGAAGAGGCUCCGGUGAAAUCCCCCGACGUGAUCACGGAGAAGAAGGUGGUGAAGAUCACAUCUGAGAUAUCCCAGAUGGAGCGGAUGCAGAAACGGGCCGAGCGUUUCAACGUCCCCGUCAGCCUCGAGAGCAAGAAGGCGGCUCGGGCGGCGCGGUUUGGUUUGGCCACAGCUCCCACAAAAGGCCUCUCUGCAGACAGCAAACCCACGAUAAACAUGGAUAAACUAAAGGAAAGGGCUCAGAGGUUUGGGUUGAAUGUCUCCUCACUCUCCAAAAAGAGCGAGGAGGACGAGAAGCUGAAGAAGAGGAAGGAGCGGUUUGGGAUCGUCACGAGUUCGGCCGGGGCUGGAGCCACAGAGGACACAGAGGCAAAGAAGAGGAAAAGAGCAGAACGGUUCGGGAUCGUGUGAGGCCGUCCUGGAGCUCCUGCCGUGGGCAUUGACCGAAACCCUUCCCCUGGUGAAGACUUGACGUCCCAGGAUUGUUGUUCCCCGCGGGAUCCUCAUCCCGGAGCGCUGGGAAGGCCGUUGGGAGCAGCAGGGACGUCCCCCCCCCGGGCAUUCCAGGGCUCCCACCCCAGUAACAAGCAAUAGUUCUACUUUUUGUAACGUGGAAAGUCUUCAAAAAUGCUUCUGUUCCCUGAGCGUUUCGAGGCCUCCAGGAAAUCCCUGGGAUGUUCUUUUCCUUCCCCAAAGGGAGCUGAAAGCCACAGGAUCCAGGUGACACCACAGGAUCCAGGUGACACCACAGGAUCCAGGUGACACCCUGUGUCCUUGGCUGAGCCCCAGCUCUGUUGCUCCUCCCCAUUCCCUGUGCUCCCGUUAUCCCAGUGUUUUGGUCCAUGUUUGGGAUUUCUCCUCCGUGUUUUCUGUUUGCCUCGUGGUUCCCCCGCUGGUUGUUGGCUCGAAGGGUUUGUGGUGCCAGGGCAGGGAAGGGUUUGUGGUGCCAGGGCAGAGGUUCCCUCCUCGCUUUCAUAAUAAAACUCCUUCUCCAAGGCA